AACUUCCUAAAAGGGGCAGAAAAAAUGCAACCCAACCCAGCCUCAACCGCAAGUCAAUGUCACAUUGGCUCCUUCGUCUGCGUCUCCACUAGCGUCUCUGCUCCAGUACAUGCCACAGCGGUGGAUUAAAAUGCGCCAAAACUACAACAACAACAAUAACAGCAAACAGCUGAGACUGCCGCAGCGCAGCAGCCGCACAACAAACUUAUGAAAAAUCAAUACAACAGCAGGCAAAGCCGCAAAAACGUCAACAGUCGACACUGACACAGACAGGGCUGUGCACGCGCGCUCCUCCACGCCCACUUUUUAACGCCUCUAUUGUUGUUUAUGUGUCUGCUUAAAAUAGCAAAAAAUUAUGCACUAAAAAGCCGCCUCCAUAUGUUGCAGAACGGAAUCGGAAACAGAAAGAAAUAAAAACUGAAAGCCAAUAAUAACAAUCUACAAGCCCACUAACCAUCCCAACUAACUAAGCAACUAACCGUACCGUAAUAAACGAUAAUGGUGGAUGCCAAACCUCCGCCCACACCAGGCACGCCCCCCGUCGCCGCCGCAGCGACCGCCUUCGCCGGCGAACGUUCCAAAAUCAAACUGUUCAUGGAACGUACCCCCAGCAUUGGUGCCCUCAAGUCAAAGUUUUUAACCGUGCUAGGCAAUAGCAAUGAGCUACUCAAUGGCAUAUCAAAUAAGUUGACACUCAGCAGCAGCAGCAGCGAUUCGGAUUACUGUGACGAUGAUGACGAGGAUUUGCCGAAGUUUGAUGAGACAAUCGACUAUACGAAAAUCGACUUUGAGGCACGACGAGUGAAGGCGAGACGCGCACAUGAGGAAAUUAUUUCGGGCCGCUAUAGGCAACCCAAUUUGGCGCCACGACCUCGACUGGAGCACACUCGUGGUCGCAAUGCACACAAAACUGGCGCGGGAGGCGGCGCCUUGCGUGACAGCACUCCCUCGUCCAGCUCGACUUCCAGCAGCGAUGACAGCUCAUCAAUCUCGCUGCCCGGCCAAGUGGGCGCCCGCUCCCACAUCAGCAGCACGACGCGUUCCAACUCCAUAGAGUCGCGCCACUCGGGCGGCUACGAGCGGCCACGCGCCAUAGCCGGCGCUCGACGCAGCGAGCUGGACAUGCAGAAGGAUACGCAGCGCAUACAUGAAGUACUGGAGGCACCACCGCACAUAGAUGUGCAACCGCCCACGGAUGGUGAGCGAGGCGGUGGUGGUGGUGGUGGCGGUGGUGCUGGGCUAACACAGCUGCGUCAGCUGUGGGGCAACUCCAGCAACUCGAUGCGAGUGCCAACUCGCAGCCGCACCUCCAACAGCAGCACACUGACCAGUCUGCGGGACGAGCCCGACCAACAGCUCGCCAGCCCGAGCAUGGACUCCACAGACUGGCGAAACUUUAUACGCUCCGAGUCGCAGAACUCGGUGCCAUCGUGGGCCUCCUCCAUUAGCCUGGACUGUCGUGCUGGCGAGGAGCCCGUCAAGGAGUUCAUGAAGCAUUUCACGGAGCUGUUGUUCAACAACUGUGCCGCUGUCGAUCUUGAGCUGAAGUCAGAGUUUGGCGUCCUGGUGCGUCUGGAAAUGGGUCGCCAGUGGUUCACCCGCUUCCUCAGCGAUCAGCGCAGCAAGUCGAAGCGUUUGAAUGUCCUCACAUUUCAAGCUCUGGCCCAGUAUUUCGCUCUAACCUUGUUCGAGUGCGGCGAGAGCGAGGAUUAUGCACCAGCGGCUGUCCUCAUGAAUUUAUGUUUCUUGUUCUACCAUGAAGUUGAAGUUCCUGGCUCUGAGCCGUAUCGUGAAUAUUUGUUCAUCUCGUUGCGCCAGCAGCCCAUUUGGCAGCAGUUGCGUUUCUGGAACGCCACUUUCCACGACUCUCUGCAAUCGGAGCGCGAACAUCGCCAUUCGGCACGUCUGCGGCGGCAGGAGCGACGUCAGCAAAAGCAGAAGCAACGGGACGAAGCCACCGGGGCAGGGGCAGGGGCUGGGGCCGGCGAUAUAUCCUUGGCGAAAUCGAUGCGGAAGCAAGCGGCUGAUUCCUCAUCCAGCUCCUCACAUCACAGCAAUGCUGCGGUGCAGACAAACGCCAAGGAAAUGCGCAAGCAGAGUAAAGCAAGCAUUUGUCCGCAAGCGGCCAAGGAUCAAGAGGACAUCGCAUUUCGGCAAUUAGGUGCCUUCACUUGUAAUAUGCACUCGCUGGGAACUACCCAAGAGUUGAGCCUAGAAUUUUUGAAAAAACAUGUGGUGGCGCUUAACUUAUCGAAAGAUAAGGCCAAGCUGAUAAGAGACAAUAUCUAUCGCAUGUAUCAUGAGACCGAACUUUGGGGCGCUAAAUAAGCCUAAGCCUAAGCACUAACCAUACAACAUAUAGAUGCGUCAUUUCACACAACGAAAACGUCCC
Messenger RNA from Scaptodrosophila lebanonensis, 2392 nucleotides. RefSeq lists its product as uncharacterized. The transcript has 7 exons. The record is from RefSeq and is a predicted model, not a curated record. NCBI's taxonomy places the organism in Eukaryota, Metazoa, Arthropoda, Insecta, Diptera, Drosophilidae. The coding region runs from base 499 to 2328 and encodes 609 amino acids.